AUGGAUUCUAAUUCUUUCUCAGAUUAUACAAAUGACAAUUCAAAGGAGAAAGAUGCACAUCCCAUACAAUCAAAUUCAUCAAGUGAUUCAGGAUCUAUUUCACCUAAAAUAAGUUCCCCGACAUUUACUACAUCUUCUCAUGAUAAACCUUUACUUAUUUCCGAAAAUUCAAAUGGAUCUCCACCUAGUUUAUCAGGAUCCUCUUCUGGGGAUUUGAUUACAUUCUUUCAAUUAGCUGUAAUUCUUCUGUUUCUUCUUCGUUAUAAAAAUAACUUUCUUGGAAAAUCGAGUAAUAGUAAAAGCAAAAAAAAAGAACAGUCUUCAAGUAAACAACUGGUGAAAAGCUAUCUAAAAAAUAUAAAGGAAGUGGAAGAUCUAGAAGAGUUUAAAGAAUUCAGAGAUGAGAUAAAAAAUAUGGAAAGCUUAUUUAAUUUAGAAGAUGACAUGGAUUAUAAAGAAAAUGAGGAAUAUUUGCAGUGGAAAAAAGAAUUAAAAGAUUUAGAUAAGGUACUAGAUUUAGAACUAUCUGAUGAUUGGGAGGAUAUAAAAGAGCUAAAAUAUCUAGAUAAAGAAAAAUGCAAUAAAUUUAGUAGUUAUAAAGGAGAAUCAAAAAGCCGUGAAGUGGGAGGAGCACGAAGAAAAGAAGUAAAAGAACCAGGAAUUAUGGCAAAGAAUACAAAAGAGAUAAAACUACAAUCAUCAAGAAGCAUGAAUGGAAAAGAAAAAGAUCAGAAAUCCAAGAAAAUCAUAUUCAAAAAAAUAGAAAUUCCAAUGGAAAAUAUCAUACAAAUAAAAAAAGAAGAGAAACCAUUAGAAAAUAUCAGAGAAAAAAAAGUAGAACUUCCAUUGAUCAAUGUUAGAGAAAAAGGAAAAGAGCAACCAUUAGAUAAUGUCAGAGAAAAAAAAGUAGAACUUCCAUUGACGAAUGUUAGAGAAAAAGAAAAAGAGCAACCAUUAGAAAAUAUCAGAGAAAAAAAAGUAGAACUUCCAUUGACCAAUGUUAGAGAAAAAGAAAAAGAGCAACCAUUAGAAAAUAUCAGAGAAAAAAAAGUAGAACUUCCAUUGACCAAUGUUAG
Molecule: messenger RNA, 1076 nt
Organism: Plasmodium relictum
Lineage: Eukaryota; Apicomplexa; Aconoidasida; Haemosporida; Plasmodiidae
Product: Plasmodium exported protein, unknown function
Exons: 2
Source: RefSeq, a predicted model, not a curated record